This is a messenger RNA of Ochlerotatus camptorhynchus, 1098 nucleotides long. RefSeq lists its product as uncharacterized. The record is from RefSeq and is a predicted model, not a curated record. Bases 1 to 1098 code for a protein of 365 amino acids. The transcript has a single exon. Lineage: Eukaryota; Metazoa; Arthropoda; Insecta; Diptera; Culicidae.
AUGAUCAACGAGAAUUCCAACGGAGGCGAUAACGAACCCGCUAGUGAAGCGGCUGAAGGCUCGUUUGUUGAUUAUGAUUUGGAGGAACUGGAGGACGAGAUGGAAAAUGUAGAGGCUCAGCUACCCGUAGAUCAGUUGAACGUCACCGAUGCGAGCAAUGCAGCAAACAUCCGUGAUGGCUUAUUUUUCCGUUCACUGUUAGUGUACAAGCGACAAUUCAAAGGACAUUCAUCAGGAACCUAUUUUGCUCGCUGGGAGCUGUCCGCAGGAAGCAACAGCAAGUUCAUUCACAAAGUUUGGAAUUUGUCGAAGGAGUAUUUAGCUCGUGAAGUAAUUUUCGUUUCAAACGCUGAUGGGACAUCUAGUCCAUCAUGGAGCUCCAACGAGUCAGCCAUCGAGAGUGAAUUCCAGAAGUUUGUGCUAUUCCAAUCUGGCCGGCGAAACUAUACUUUGGAUAAAGUGAGCGAUGAAAAGAGUAGUCUUUUACAAAGCUGGAUAGACAAAGACAUUUCUUUGUUUUUGCAUAUGUAUUCGCUCUCCAUAAGUAGUCGCGUAGUUUGGAAUUCGGUCAAGGAUGUGUUGAUUGAUCCAGCUGAAAAGGACAGAUCCAGAGCAGCAAUGACUAAAGCUGUGUUUGAACUAUCUGAUGAUCUCAGAGGCACUCACGGUGAACAUUUGGACGGACAUGGAAUGGCUUGGUCGUUCUGGGCCAACAGUAUUUUGAACGCUCCUGCUCACCUAAGGCAAGCAAUGAUGGACCAUCCUCCCCAGCAUUUAUCUCAUUUGUUCCGGGCAAAAGAAGGACCUCGUAUCAAUGCAAUAAGAAGAAAAUUGAACGUAGCCCACAGUGUUAACGAUAGUUUUCAUGAGGAGAUCACAUCACUUCGUCAGGCUUUUGAUAUUCUGGAAUCGAGUUUUGACAAUGUUGCCGAAACGAUGAAGAUUGUGAAACACCGUCUGGAGGCUUUGGAGAUAAGAGACAAGCAGAGCGAAACUCUCAUAAGUGCUAUGGAGUCUUCUGCUAAUGUUCUAGAAGAUCAGCAGGGCCGGACAUUGAGCAUGGAAAUCACCGACGCUGACGAUGUUGAUCAUGUUUAA